Gallus gallus (chicken) is the source of this 11649-nucleotide messenger RNA. RefSeq names its product protein phosphatase 1 regulatory subunit 36 (gene PPP1R36). Bases 7171 to 8370 code for a protein of 399 amino acids. The transcript has 11 exons. NCBI's taxonomy places the organism in Eukaryota, Metazoa, Chordata, Aves, Galliformes, Phasianidae. Gene Ontology annotation, biological process: negative regulation of phosphatase activity; regulation of immune system process; regulation of cytokine production. The record is from RefSeq and is a predicted model, not a curated record. Gene Ontology annotation, molecular function: phosphatase binding.
AGGCUAAUGCUGGAGUCACUGCGGGUUGUUUUUUAUUAUGAUUAUUUUUAUAUUUUGCCUUGAAAAAGUGAUACUUUUUAGUCUGGACACAUGUAGACUGUGUACGACGUGUAAAGGAUGAGAAACUUCUGCCUGCUUGCAUGACUGAAAAAAGAUUUAAAGCCUCAAGGCACAAAGGAGCCUUUCAAAUAUGUGAACACCCUCCCCCAAAAUGCAAGAGGCAGAAAGCAUGAAGAGCUCAGAGCUGGAUUCCUCGCGUUGGUCUACUUAGUUUAUAAAACAAAGAAUAACUUGGAGUUGGUUUCAGUGCACUGAGCUUACUGCGGUGUGAAAGGGAUCCUGCUGGAGUUAGUGGUGACUUCCCACUGACUCCAGUGCGUGUAAGUUUUCCCCCUCUGUUUCUUAAAUAACUAAAGUAGAUGUCAGAGGGGAAAAUGCUGCUCCUCAUUUGCAAGUAGGACUAUUUGGUGCAUGCUUACAGCUCUGUGCAGUAGUUGCACGUCUGAAACGAGUUUGGCAAUGCCAGGAAAACAAUCUAGUCUAAAAUCUGCAGUUUCAUUGCUUCCACACUCAGCGUGCCUCAUCCUUUGUGCUGCCCUGACUCGCAGGGAAAGUCACCUCCUUUCGCCAGAGCCACGGGCUUGUGUUUCUGAAUGUUGCUUAUUCUGAAAUGGGGCUGUGCAAAAGGCCAAGCCCAUAAGAAGGUUAUAGAGUGGCUAUAACUUACAGCACUUGUGUCACUUCGGAGUUAACUUUUGAUGGCUCCUUGUAUUCGCUGAUGAAGUUUAUAUAAGUGGCAUUAUUUUAUAUGGAGGAACACCCCUAGCAUUAAUCCUAGAGAAUUUAAUCACCCAAAUUAAAACCUGUCAGCGCCUUAGCGCCUUGCUCCCUGUGCAGCAGGCAUGUAGCAAUGCAAUGCGAGUCCUGUGCUCCCCAUGCUCACCGUCUUUGCAGUAGAGAAAACAGAGCCCCAAAAGCCAAAGCAAAAAGAAAUUAAUGAAAAAAAAUUAUUAAAACACUGUCUGAGAGAGGGGAGCAGGGAAGCCGGGACGUGCUGGAGCUGGCUGCGGCCGGCCGGCCUGGUGAGUCAGCCGCCUCCACAGCGUCUGUUUGAAGUCCUGCAGCGAGGCCUAGCAGACAGGCCGUGGCCCUGCUCACCCUUGUGAUACCAUCUCAAAGGCAGGAGCCAGUAUAACCCCAGCAGCCUGCUUUUAUCUCUGGGGAGACACUGCGGAGAGCCCCGCGGGCCGGGCAGCUUGUCUCCUGGGAGAUGCCUGUUCUUUAUUUGAGAGGUUCUCCUUGAAGCUCCGGGGCACUUCAGGAGGCUCUCCUCGAAGCUCUCUGGUGCUGCGGGUUGCACCCAAGGGAUGACAGCUCUGAGAGAUGCGACAGAACAGGGUUGCACUGUGAAUCUCCUCUUCCUCAUUGCCAUCCACGGCCAUGGGUGCAGAGGAGGGAGGGGUGAAACCAGAUGUGCUCGGGGAAUUCAUAUUUCCAGUCCAAGCAUCUUUUUUUCAGUGUAUGUGUGAGGCAUUACAUUAAAAGGCACACACUCAACCCCUGUCUGCGUACUCAUUUUUAAAGUGUCUCUUUAUGUCUUGCAUUGCAAUCUAAUAGCAUUUCAGGCUCUAAUUAUUUAAAAGAUAUUCCAAAUUUCUUCUUCUUUACCCAGCCCUGUGCCUGGCGUGAGCUUCCCCUACUUUGUCCCUAUAAAAAGUGCAUGGUGGUGUGUUCUCUGCCCUCAUUUGGGACACUGUACUUUGGUGCAAGGGAACCCUCUGAUAUUAAACCAGUAAACCACGUGGAUGAUCUUGCAGCAGCAAAAUUAUGUUCUGUAGUUAUUAAUCACAGGAAAGUUACCACCCCUCCCUACCCCACAGCAAAACAAGUUAUGCUCGUAAAGCUUCUCCAGCACACCUAUGUGGGUCAGGUAUCACAUCUCUCCACCACUCUCAUCCACAUACUUAUGCAGCCUGCCUCUGGAGUAGAUUUUACUUGCAGCAGAGUAAUUAUUAUAUAGUUGGGCAGGCCAGCAUUUCCAGAUGCAACAACAUACUUCACUUCCACAUAUGAAACAGCAGUAUUUAAAACUCCUGAUCCGCCCUUGCAUGACCCAUUUGUCUUUACUCUCUCCUGCAUCAGUAGGGUGGAGACACGGACAAGCUGGUUCCUCCUGUCAUCCCAAUAACAGCGCCAGUCCGGCAUUUUAGAGAUGGCAGCCAGUCCACUUUUGAAGUCUUUUUUUGCUUGUUUGUUUGCUUGUCUUUUUUUUUUUUUUCCCUUGAAUAAAUUCAAAAGUAGUAUAGAAUUUUUUUGUUCCUCUUGCAUUGCUCCCAUCAUUCAGGAACUACUUUCUGUGUGCUGGCCUGUACAAAAGCUGACAGAUCUCUGUGGCAUCCUGGGCAAAAAGGCAUGAAGUCAUUCUUUCUUGUGCUAAGGCAGCAGUCAGCAGUGCUGCCUCUGUACCCUAUUUGUUGGAACAGGUCUAAAUGCCACUGCUCCAAAUGAUUGCAGGCUAGUAGUUAAACGUCUGUUUUGAAUAGAAAUAAGGGAACAAAACCAGUUCCAGAAGUGCUAAUGCUAUGUAUCACAGGUUAGAAUUUAUUAAAAAAAGAAAAAAAAAAAAAAAAACCAUGGAUUUAGUGGUCUUGAUUGCCUUCCAUCAUGAAAUAUCAGUUCUUGUAAGUGCUGUUGCACGGUAGAACUAGCAGUCUAGCAAUCUCACAUCGUAGCUGAAAGUCACUUGUUCUUUUUGCCAGGCUGUAUCUAAAGACAUAAAUACAUUUCUUUCAAAACUGUGUUUAUUCCUCAUUUGGCAGACUCCUUGUUUUCCUGCAGACCCCAUUCACAACAUGUUUGCAAAUGUUCUAAGACAGCAUGUUUUAAGAUAACUGAUGCUAGCGAGUCCUUAGUCCUGUCUGGCACUACAGGUAGAUGAGAACUAAGCUAAAAAUCCUAAAUGAGAUAAAAAUUCUCAGCAAUAAACUGAAAACUGAAAAUCAAGUUCUCCAUAAUAAUUAUUUUAAAAGCUUGCGGUAUUGAAUGGAGAAUGUCUCGUCUGUAUUAAAUUUUCACUAUUUUAUUUUCCUCAUCCUGUAGCAGGAAGAUGGUUAUUAAUCCCUGAAUAAAAAGUAGAACCUGGGCUGUUGACAUCUUUGUUAAGCUCCGUAGAUUUCUGAGCACCUCAGAAAACUGAGUCAAAAUCAGAUUUUUGAAAAUGCCUUUUGAGUAUGAGGCACAUUUAAAUACUUCUUCCUUUCUGUAAGAGGCGUGUUAAUAACAAAAGGUCAAUGUGUUAGGAGCACAAGGCAAACAUCUAGCUGCAUGAAAACAGCUGACAAGUGCUAAUGUUCAGUAAUCUCAUCUGAUAAAACUGUGUGGAGGGAGUAACUGCGUAAGGAUUUCAUUAAAAGAAUGUGCAGCUGGUUUUUCUGGCUUUCCAAAUGCAGACUGUGUUCCCAUAGGCUGUGCCGGGCAGUCAUCGUGCUCUGAUUUCCCUCAGAACUUCAUUCUGGCCUUGGCAGCUGGUUCUGCUUUUGACCAUCAAGCUCCUUUGGCAGGGUUGUGUCCAUGGAUGUGGCUGUCACUGAACACGGCAGGCAGCUGGGCCACAGGGCUCUGAGCCUGGGAUAAGGCUGGUGUUGGUGUUGUUGGACAUCAGGCAGACAAAAGCUCUCUCAUCAUGUUUUGCUUUGGAUAUCUGAAGAAUGAGAGAGAAGGCUGCAGGGCUGAUAGAGGGAAGCAAUGCAAAUUGCUGAAAACAAAGGAACAGGAGUUUCAAUUUUGUACAAAUGUGACGUGAAAAAUCACACCAGUGCUAACACUGUUAUGCCUAAGGACAUUAUUCCAUUCAUACGCAGGAUCAUGCUUUUAAUGAGCAGGUAAAAGUAGUUGGCAGGUAAAUGGCAUAGUCAUGGAAUAAGUACUACCUACUGUGGAAUUGAAUUCUGUAUUUUUGUGUCUAAAGCACACAUGGCAGAGUCUAACAUUACCAGGAAACCAGGGCUGACAUUAACCUGCCCCUGGGAAGACAGGGGGAAAUCAGUAUAGGGGUUAUGGAAGACAGGCUUGGCACAGCAAGAAGAAAAUUAGGCAGAAAAGUGAAUGACUGACCGGUGAGUCAGUGAUAUUUUGCUGGGUUUAUGCAUGUGUUUAUUUUCUAGGUGUGAUAUCUGAAUUAAACAUUAGAUAGACCUAAGGGUUGGAUACAUAUGUGUACUGCUGAAUGUUCUCAGCCACUGAGACACACGGACACAAACACCACAAGAAACAACAUUAAAAAAGCCCAUUAAGGCUGCAAAGUCAGACUGGAAAGUACCAAGUGCUGAAAUUAUGACCAACUGAGCAAUCCUAUUUCUGGCUUUCUUUGUGCUUAUGCAUCAUAACCCGGUCUUUAAUUACAUGGUAACAGAUUUAUUUAUUUUUUCCUAUAGGGCACCAUGCUUGGUCAGUGUGUAGGACGGACAGCAUGUGCUCUCUAAGAGAGUAAUAUGUCCCAAUUCAAUGCUUGCCUUGCCUUUUUUUACUAUAUGCUGUCCUGCCCCAGCUCUGAAGGAGCGUCCUGUGCAGCUCUUCACCACCACAUGUGAGUUUUUCCCAACAUCAUCCAUCUAGCUUUCACCUCUGAGAUGUGACACAGGUGAUAAAACAGCAAAAGCCAAACACCAUCUGCCUGUUAUGGGGUCUUCCACUGUAAAUGCCAAAAGACUGCUUGGUAUUGUGCAUUCAGGUACAGUUCCCAUUGACUUCAGCCACAGCUGUGCAUACUCAGUCCUGCAUUUCAGACUUCCAUGAAGCCAAGGCCCUUUGUUCUGAAAGAAAAGAUCAUGCAAAUAAGGGUCAUUAGGUUUAAAUGUGGGCUGAAGUGAUUUGCCUGAAAUUUUGUGACUGAAGCCCAUAUGGAAAUCAGUUUCCCGUAUAGGCUUCAAUGGCUUCAACCAUCACACCAUAAUUUCUCUUCCUGUAAUCUUCUGGCUCGCUCAUUUUGUAGCUCCCAACUUUUACAACAGCUGGAGCAGGAAUCCAGUAGACGCUCUGUUGCGACUCAAAGCCAGGCUUAUUAUUUUUCUCUCAGACUGAUAUCCAGUUGGAUGAUCAGCCUGGGUGGGAUGUUUGGUGCUCAGCUCUUCAUCCUUAGCUCUUUAUAUAGCCAUGGCAAACUGAUCUCUUCCAGCAAGUGCUCAUUAAGGAGAGUACAGUCUGGUGCCUGAAUACCCUAGGCCUCCUGCCUGAGUAACCCUGUCAGGCCCAGUAGUUCUCCCUGUAGAUAGUUCUCAGUCUUAGUUUCUCCCCAUCUUUCCUCUGAGGUUUUUGUGCCAAUUUGCUCCCACCCCCAGCCCAGCUGAAGGCUUGUCUCCCCUGCACUUUGAAUGCUAACACAGGAGAUCCCAAGCAUCUCCAGCAUGUCCUUUACUUCUGGCAUCUCUUUUGGCAUGACUCCUACUGGCACCAGGAUGGGCUGAUGGUCUACUGAGGCUGAUCACAGCCCUGCUCUACCAAGAGGGCAACUGGUGAGCCAUUAGUUCUAUACCUCCCACUGUCCUCUCUUCCUAUAGUGCUGCCUGGCUGCCAUGGGUGAGAUCUGAGGUCACUCUCAGACCUCCUUCUCUCAUCCUCUUAAAUAUAUAACUUGGCUGCCAAGUCGUAGGUAUGUACUUGGCAGCCUGCAAUAGCAACUGGAAACAAAACAUACACAAUUGUGUGUUAAAAAAAACCAACAACAGGAAACUGCAGAGAGCAAAGUCAAAGCUGAAUUUUCAGGGUGAUAUGAGGCUCUUGCUUAUCUUGGAUUAAAUUUAUUAGCAUGGAUAAGCCUUUAAAGAGUACCUGCUGGAGAACAGAUGCAUUAUGCGGACGGCUAUGGAAAUAGGGGGGAAGUUGGGGACAGCAAGCAGAUUGUUUCAUGGACAUUUUAUUUCCCUACAUUGGAUUGUUCCUGCGCUCUUCUGUGUGCUCACGAACACUGAACAUCAUGAACACAUUGCAGUGCUGCUUUCAGGAGUAUUUUCCAUCGUUAGAAAGUAUUGCAAAAAUGAAUGAGGACAUCUAUAAGAGCUGAAAGCAGGAAAUAUUCUUUCUGCCUUUCUGAGCUGACUUGUCUAAAAGUCUUAGAUGAGGUAUUUUCAUAGCUUCAAAGUGCAUUUUUCUAGAUUGUGGCUGUUUUUUUACCUUUUAGCUGAAGGGAUCUGCUGAAAGGUGUGAUCCUCUCCCCAUUGCUUCCUCUUUAUCUGUAUUGCCUCUGGCCCCUCUCUGACCCACCACUGAACUGACAUGGAGCGCUAACUCAGCAGAAAGCAUCUCGUUUAUUUUUGCUGGGUUACUGUUUUGACAGUUUAGGGAACUGCCUUGCUAUGCGACAGAGAAGAUAAAGAAUCAACAGAGAUAAAUGGUGGUAAAAGCUGGAUGAGAGGAAGAAUGCCUCUUCCAUCAGCAGUUAGCUAUUAGGCUGGCUUAGCUGUAACACAAAACCUCAUCCUUCUCUUGACUUGACUUCUACUGGCAGGGAGUGCUUUUGUCAACAAGACUUGUACCGGUUUGGGGUGCAAUCCAAGCAGUACCAGGUGUACACAACAAUUCUGUUCCACUGUGAAUGACCUGUAUGAGAGAUUUUCUGCUUGCACAGCAAUGCUUCAAAGCAUCCCAAACAUCACAAGUCCUCCCUCAAACCCACGACAUUAACCUGCCUGAGCCUAUGGGAAUUAUUUCCAGGGGAUCUCACAAACCAUGAGCUCUUUGCACAGAGGUGUGGGACAUGUCAUGGGAGACUUGUGACUUUGUAGAUACACUCUGAUAUCUCAAAAAUCCCAAGCUAAACUGUGUUUAACACAGAGUGUUGUACAGACAACGGUGUCAUUAUUGGGGGUGAACUGCUGCCCACGUUGUGUCAGUGACUAGGAGCACCUCUGCAGCUCCCUACCUUCAGAGGGAAAUGAGAGCAAGGCCCAAAUGAGUGACGCUGAGUUAUUAACUGCACAGAAAACACUUAUUUUCCCUGUUUCAUCCAAGAAGAUUCCCAGGGAGGCUGUGGGGCGGAGGUGGGAAGGAGCAGAGUGCACAGGCCACAAGUCCCCAAGCUGGAGGAGACUUUGUGUGCCAGGUUCCGCAGCUCCUAGGGGACAGCUGGCUGUUUCCAGGAUACUGCUGUAAACAGGGCCACCUGAGCGCCCAGCCAUGCUGCAGACAGGUACCAUGACCUCGACGAUAAAGCUAACUUCAGGCGUGUGGUACUGGAAAGAUGACACCAACACACUUGAAUUUGCAAGCUCCAGUCCAGCAGCCGAGGAGAACCUUAAGGAAGGAAAAAACGCUCACUUACAGGAAAUAUGUGUCAAGACAUUAAAGAGCAUUUUCCAAGAUGAAUGCAGUUCUGCUCUCCCUGAAAAAAGGCUGGCUGGCAAUGAGGAAAAAAUUCAUAAGCUGUCAAAGUGGAUAAAACAUGAAUAUGUCACACUGGAUGAUGUCAAAUAUCUUGCUUUCCUUUUGAGAGAAGAAAAUGAGCCACAUCGCAUGCUACCAUUUGCAGCAGUUAUGGGGAAUAAGACACUGGAUGAAUUCCUCAUGGCCCUGCUUUUCUACAUGUCAUUUUACCUGGAAAAAAUUGCCCUGGAAAAGAAAACCCAGUCCUUGAUUUUGUCUGUGAUUUUUCUGGAAAAUAAAGAAAUGGACGAUGUGUUGGCGAAGUUAGCGGUGGCCAAGAUUUACCUUGCCAAGGUUUACAGUAACCUUGUCCUUGAGAGAGGCACAGCACAGCAGAGCCGCACGCCUCGUGGAAAGAGAAAAACAUCCUUGCAGAAAGAUCGGAACUUCUUUGAGGGCUUCUACAACUUCUGCAGCUACGUGACUUGGCUUGUGUUCAGACGGAAGCAUUUCCAAGUGAUUCGGGAAGAAAUCGGCAGGCUCCUUUGCUCCGACAUGUUCAAUCUUGCCUUAAGAGACAGGCACCGUGUUUCUUUGCAGGAUGCAGCUGACCAGACUACCGAUGCAAAUGCAGUGAUAUUACCAUGUCAGAGACAAGUCUGUGCCAAGCAUCCACCCAUAAACAGCAUGGUUCACCAGCACUCGCCUGCACUUAGCACACUGCUGCCCUUACCGAAGGAGCGUGCUCAAUACCGCGCCCAGAGCCACUACUGUCGGGGCAGGGGCCAACAGCCCUGCUCAUGUGACAACCUACCAGACUUCUCAGAAUUGUUCACUACCAAGGUGGGCAUCAUUGGAACUCACUGUAGUGAGUUAAAUUCCUUUUUGCUCCAGUCUGAUGAGACAACUGAAGAGGAAGAACAAGACCAGGAUCAAGAACAGAGAGAAGAACAAGGGAAACUAAGGAGUCAUUCCUUUGUCCUGACAAAAGAUCUGAGUUUAUCAGCUCUGUGAAGUCCCCAGAAAGGCUUAGUGGAGGGAGCGCUGUAUUCUCAAGAGCAAUGGCAGAAGGUGAUCGUAACCAGAACAACUAGCAGAAGUUGAGUGGCAUGGUUUCACAUUGCUAAGUAAAUAAUUUUGAAAUUGCAGCUUAAAAAGCCAAAAUCAUUUAUCAGAGGUGGGGUUGUUUAACACACAAGCAUCUGCAUGGGAGACUGAAGACCUAGACUGUAAUUCCUGGUUCUGUCAUUAACUAUUCCUCUUUUAUCUUAACGCCUCCUUCUCACUGUUUCUGAGAAGUUAUUUUACUGACUUAUUUUGGGAAGUGCUCCUGCAGAUGAAUAUGAUUAUUGAUUUUAAUGUCAGCCUUCCUUUUUUUUAAAGGAUUAGCAAAGUAACCAGGAGACGUGGCUUACUAUGGCUUAAAAGUUCCUGAAACUGUCCUUUUAAAGGAACUUGCUCUUGAAUCUUUGAUAUAUUGCUUACUCCUUUCUUAAUUUCUAUCACCUCUCAUCUAGUUCUAGUAUUUUGUAGCCUAGUUUGGUUGCCUAAUUUAUGGCUCACUGUGAAAAGAGUAUAGCAAAGAGGAAUCUUCAUAUACAUGAUGUGAAAUGGUGCACUCUUUACUCAGAAUUAACAUUUCCAAGUUUUACAUUUGCGUUCAUGUUGGGCAGACAGGUUAGUGCUCUUACGAUCUUAAAAAUGGUGGCAAGGCCUUCAAAUGGUGCUUUGGUUGCAGGUUUCCUGGGAGUCUGGUUGGGCAACAGCAUGUCCAACUGUCUCUUGAGGCAGCACAAGCUACUCCUGGAUGGUACAUACCUGGCUGGACAUGCAAGAGGCAAUUGUACUAUCGCUGCCCUACAGCAACAUGGUUUCUCUACUGAAUGAUGCAGCAAGAUGUUGGCCAAUACCUGAAGCUAAGGGAGGCUACUUCACAGCUUCCUUCUCUUGGUGUUGGGAGAAACUUUUCAGUUUCUGCUCUAGGAGGCCUUGGCUUGGUCUCAGUUACCUUUGUCUGCAUCUGUAUCAUGCUGUAUGCACACUCUGAGUAAAACCUGAUGGUCCUUGUGAGUUCUGCUUUUAAGACACUGCGAUAGUAAGCCAAGUCCUCAGUGAUGGCUUUGGGCCAUCUAACAACAGCCUUGAACUUUCUAGAAAGGAUUGAGAAAUACUUUGAAGUUCAGGUCCUUUAGUCAGCAGAGCCCUUUCCAGGGUUGCCUUCUCAGGGCUGAGUGUCUGCUUCUUCUGAGGCAAUGGACGUCUAACACAGACACCCCAUACCUGUUUAAGCAUGUAAGCAAGGCCUGGCAGCCUUUCACACAUGACAGUGAGUCAUCCUUCCAGCAGGAGAGAGUGAGUCAGAAAGGGCAGUUGACAAGCUUUAUUUAUCGGUCUCCUGUUAUUUGGCUGGGGAGAAUUUUGCUCUGGAAAACCCACCCUUGUUAAUGACAGGCAGAGCUCAUAAGUGUAUCAUGCGACUACUGGCUUUUAUUCCCAUAGGCUUUGCAUGCAGUUUGAUUAUCAGGAAGUCACGGCAGAUUGGCCAUUUCCAUGAAUUUCUUUUUUUAAAGGGACUCUGAGCAUGCCAGCUGUAUCAGAACUUGUCCAACCUAGGGUUACCAUUAACAAUACAAAUUCAAAUGCCCCCAAGUGAUGAAAAGAGCCGGGGGUUCUAUGCAACAGCAUUUAUUGAGUUCCCAUUUACUUUCUUCUCUUAGGGCUGAUCUGCUCAGAACUGUAAUUGAAUGCUGCUAGCAUUGCCUAGUGUCUUGAUUGGCUUUUGAUUAUGGUUCUGCCACUCACAGGCUCCAUAUAGGGUGUGUCAGGCUUUCCAGUGUACGUGUCUAUUUUCAGAAGUUAUAUUGCCCUGUUGUAGAAAUUCACACCAAGAAGAAAGUUGGCAAGAAAAUUUGCAACUCAGAGAUGGAAAAAGAAAUGGAAAAAAAAAAAAAAAAAGUCUGCCUGAUGAUUAAUGAAGGAAACCCUGCCCUGAGAGGUUUCAGGCUUUGUGCUUAGGAGAGAGGUGGCAUUGCAGAGCAGGGAGAUCCACCAAGAUGUGUAGUUUUUUUGUGUCAUUUUGUGUAGUUGAGGUAUGGAAAGAAGCAAUGUAGGCUUCAUCCAUUCCACUUUUGUUCUGGAGGGGUUCAGAGCGGUAACUCAUGAAGGCAGCACUCACAGCAGCAAUGCUACAGGGCUCAGCAGUCCGAGCCAACGUGGCAGGGCCUGGAGCUCUUGCAAGUUCAUUGUGGUCCCGUUGGUUUGUCUUGUUCUGCUAGGGGCUGGUGUCUGAUAUACAGGGAAAAAGCAGUCUGAGCCUGCUUGCUUUCCUCUGCAAGAAAGAUAGGCCAAAAGCAGCACUUCAUCAGCAAAUAACAGGUUUUGUCCAUUUUUUAUGUGGAUUCGUACCUGCAUUCAUGCAGUUAAAUUUGCUGCACAGGAGAAUAACGCUUCCAUAUGCCUUUGGUAAUAUGGCUUUUUGUUGCUCCCAGCCAAGUGGGGACUUAACAGAUGCUGCAGUGGUGAAAGGCACCAUCUUGUUUCAUGGUCCUGCCGGUGUCCCUCCUCUGCCUGGGGUCCACCAUUUUACUCCAUCUCCUUUGCCCUCUCAGCUAGACAAAAGGUUCAGGGAUCCUUGACAGAGCUCUGAAGAUGUUUCUCAUUACUUCUGUUUGUUCUGCUGCUCAUCUCCCUCUCAAAGCCAAGCAGCACCUACCAACCAGCCAGCGCAGGAGAAAUAGCAGCUCCUUUGUGCAGAGAGCCGACACCAUCACCUUAGUUGCUCCUCACCAGGGGAUGGGUGUGAUGCUUGUGAUGCCUUUUUACCUCCAGGUGUGCUGGGGGAAAGAGAGCGGCGGUGAGACUGGAAACUGAACCGGGCAAUGAUUUGCACUACGAGAGGAAGUUGUCAGUCUGGAUUUUCUUAAGCAAGGCUUCCAAACGGUGGUAGCAUGUGCUCCUGCACUGGAUGGGGCUAAAACCUUCACCUUACAAGCAAACCACACUGGAAGUAUCAUGCACCAGUUAUGGUUCUUUUGGCUCAGGCUAUAUCAGAAUGUUUGUGGUGAGAUUUCUACAGUUUGCAGCAAAAAUAAAACAAACUGCAAUUCACAGAAUGUGGAGAUAUUCUUACUCUGGCUCAUCUUCAUGUGAGAAAGCUUGAAAGAACAGUCUGUAAUUAUCCUGUCAUCUGUUACAGCCCUUCUAUUUGGAAGAGAUAUGAUAAUAUUAAUGCAAUGUAUUUCUUGGUGUCAUUAUUUACAAAACAAUAAAUAGUCUUUUUCCCUUUUCCUUGAA